UACUACAUCUCGAGACGCGAGCACAUGCCCACGGACCUGCUGCUACAGUCGCAGAGCGAAAGGAUGCCUCAUCUCUACCGCUGUCUACCAUGACGUGGAGUGGAUUUUAAAAACAUUUCGGACCCGAGUCGUUUUUUAUAUUAUCUUCAUUUUGCAGGUGUCGUUAAGGAAAUAUAUGCUUUGUGAACUUUUUGUAUUAUUUUACAUGUUCAUUACCAAUGCGUUUCCUUUCGUCUAAAUGACAAUUGGGUCAUGAUUACAUCGCCCCCGGUUUCUGUACUGAGAAAUACUUCAUCCAACCCUAUCUGGGAGAGCUGCGGCAAAGAGAAGAACGUCUCUUUGAAAACAAAUAAACCCUUCGUCCACCCCGUGCCUCCAUCGGACCCUCAACGGCAGGCGAAUCGUCUCCCUAUCAAAAUUCUGAAAAUGCUUACUGCACGGGCUGGCCACAUCUUGCAUCCGGAGUAUUUGCAACCUCUACCAUCCACUCCCGUGAGUCCUAUUGAGCUGGAUGCCAAGAAAAGUCCUCUGGCUCUGUUAGCGCAAACAUGCUCUCAGAUUGGUAAACCAGAUCCACCCUCCUCGUCCAAACUGUCAUCCGUGACGGCUAAUGGAUCUAAUGACAAAGACUCGAAAUCCGGUCCACUGAAAAUGAGUGAUAUCGGAGCUGAAGACAAGUCAAGCUUCAAGCCAUACUCCAAAUCCGGGGAGAAGAAGGACUCGUCCGCGAAUGCCUCGGCUGUGGGAGAUAAGGGCGGUUUUCGAGUGCCGAGCGCCACCUGCCAGCCAUUUACGCCCAGGACAGGCACUCCGAAUUCCUGCGCCUCCAUCUCGCCUCUGCCCUCGGACUGCAAGUCGGUGGACCGGGAGGACAAAAAGGAUUCCGAUGGCAACAACAAGAAUGGCGUGUCCGAGGGCUCGGGGAACGGAGGUGUGAACCACAACAGGUUAAACGGUAGUAUGGGCACUAAUGGGGAGGGAAACCAACAGGAGAUUACAACGGGAUCAAAGUCUGCCACCUCAGACACAACCUCUGUUUCCUCCGCCUCCUCUGCGCUCGGAUCUGGACUUGUGGCCCCCGUUUCCCCUUACAGGCCGGGUCACACGGUGUUCCCCCUCCCACCUGCUGGCAUAUCCUACCCUGGAAGUCUGGCGGGGGCCUAUGCUGGUUACCCGCAGCACUUUUUGCCCCCGGGCGUUUCUCUGGAUCCCACGAAGUCGGGGAGCCAGCUGCUGAGCGCGCAGUUCGCCAGCUCCCUCGGCUGCAGCAAAGCAGGUUCCAGCCCUCUGGCUGGUGCUUCGCCUCCAUCAAUAAUGUCGGCUAGCCUGUGUAGAGAUCCGUACUGUUUGAGUUACCAUUGCGCAAGCCAUCUAUCAGGUGCUGCUGCUGCCGCCGCUGGGGCCAACUCGCAUGAGUCGGCUGCUGCUGCGGCGGCCUCGGCUUUGAAGUCUGGAUAUCCCCUCAUGUACUCCUCACACCCGCUGCACGGCGUCCAUUCCACGCCAGCUUCGUUUGCCGGACACCCGCUGUACCCUUAUGGUUUUAUGCUUCCCAAUGACCCCCAGCCACACGUUUGUAACUGGGUGUCUGCGAACGGACCCUGUGACAAACGGUUUUCCAACUCCGAGGAACUUCUCAAUCACUUGCGGACUCACACUGCCUUCGCCGGGACUGAGAAACUGAUCUCAGGAUACCCAAGCUCUUCCACCCUGGCCAGCGCUGCUGCCGCGGCGAUGGCAUGCCAUAUGCACAUGCCCCCGACGGGGACGCCUGGAGGCCCCGCGGCGCUGGCACUCAGGACCCCACAUCAUGCACUAGGACUCGCCAGCCGUUACCACCCGUAUUCUAAAAGCCCCCUGUCGACCCCAGGGGCACCUGUGCCCGUGCCCGCGGCCACGGGUCCCUAUUACUCUCCAUAUGCAUUGUACGGGCAGAGACUGACCACAGCGCCAGGCCUUGGAUAUCAAUAGACUUGUCUUGACAUGUUCAAAGUUUAUAAAAAAUAUUUGAAUUAUAUGCCUAAAGAUUUUCUAUAUUGAAUGUCCACGUCAGCAUAUCACAUGUUCGACGGGCCCACUAUUUAUUUACGUUAGCUUCAAGCGAUACAAAAAAAAUAAAAUGAUGAACCAAAUUUCUGAAGACUUGGGUUUUUUAUUUUUUAUUUUAAAUCAGCCAAUCUCUGCUAUUGUAUUUUAACGUAGGCCCUAUAGGUUAUACGGUUAGCAGCUGACGCAGGCCUUUUUUUUUUAAAAGGCGCACACAAAUUAACAUCAAAUUCUGUCUCACUUUAGCCAUUUUAAAUGGUACUUAUUUGGACUAAUAAUUGAAAAUAUUACCUUUUUAUGAGCUUGGGGGAAUUACAGCGCUAUUUUAUGCAUGUUAACCACGCUAUUAAACUCAAUUCCAUUUUAUAAACUAUCAUGGUUUCAAAUCAGGCCACAUCAUAAAUUAUGUGAAUGGGGGCCUCAAAGCAUGAUUGAAUAGAAAUCCUCUUAAUAUUUAAGAUGCGAGAUUUCCAUUAUUUCAGAGAUGGUGGCUUUUCAAAUUUGGGCAUAUUUAAUAAUAAUUAAC
Messenger RNA from Engraulis encrasicolus (European anchovy), 2572 nucleotides. RefSeq names its product zinc finger protein 503-like. NCBI's taxonomy places the organism in Eukaryota, Metazoa, Chordata, Actinopteri, Clupeiformes, Engraulidae. The record is from RefSeq and is a predicted model, not a curated record. Gene Ontology annotation, cellular component: nucleus. Gene Ontology annotation, biological process: negative regulation of DNA-templated transcription. The transcript has 2 exons. The coding region runs from base 253 to 1971 and encodes 572 amino acids.